AUGUCCCACUAUCGGCCUUGGGGCUCAACGGAGAACGGUCAGAUAGAGUUCGAGUCCUUGUCGGAUGAAACCCUAGAGGGUGCUCUCAAUGUGUUAAGAAAAAGCUUCUUUCUCUACGAGAACAUAUGCAAGGCUGUGGAAUUGAUUUCCGAACCGGGAGCAUCCAAGGAACUCGAAGAGCUCUGUUUGUAUGCAGCUAAGGACGGCGUGAGUGUGGUAGCUAUCGACAUCGCUACUAACGAGGUUGUUGGCGUCGCGUUCAACAAAAUUCAAGUGCCCUCCAGUAACUCAGAGAAAAGCUACUUCGAGUGCUUCAGUGAAAAUUGUCGAUACAAAUCAUCCAAGGCUCUGAUAGACUUGAUGAUAGAUGUGGAUUCGAGGAUAGAUCUCUUCAAGCACUACAAUGUCAACUGCAUUCUCGAGAUCAUGUUCCUGGCAACUUUGCCCAAUUAUGGGAAACGAAGAAUAGGCGAAAUGUUGGUCGCCUCAUCAUUAGAGCUCGGUAACGAGUUGAGACGUGGCAAAAACGUGAGGAUACCCAUCAUGAUACAAGGCAGCAAUGAAGUGACAAAUGCUAACGUAGUGCCGGCCUUGGCUUCCGCUAUCAUGUCGUCUGAUUAUUCCUAUCGAAUUGCUAUGAAAUUGCAUUUUGACCAACUGUUGGUAGCUUCAUUCGAUGAGUUUGAGUACAACGGAAAGAAAUACAGUGAACUAUUAAAUAGCCAGGUACAUCGACAAUGUGUUUUGGUAGCUAAGAGACUCUCUCUCUAA
Cyphomyrmex costatus is the source of this 771-nucleotide messenger RNA. RefSeq lists its product as uncharacterized. The coding region runs from base 1 to 771 and encodes 256 amino acids. The transcript is spliced from 2 exons. Gene Ontology annotation, molecular function: N-acetyltransferase activity. The record is from RefSeq and is a predicted model, not a curated record. NCBI's taxonomy places the organism in Eukaryota, Metazoa, Arthropoda, Insecta, Hymenoptera, Formicidae.